Messenger RNA from Colletotrichum acutatum, 1298 nucleotides. RefSeq lists its product as uncharacterized. Lineage: Eukaryota; Fungi; Ascomycota; Sordariomycetes; Glomerellales; Glomerellaceae. The coding region runs from base 217 to 1113 and encodes 298 amino acids. The record is from RefSeq and is a predicted model, not a curated record. The transcript has 2 exons.
CCUAUCUCGUUCGUUGUCAUCCUGGACGGCCUGGCAUUUGUUCCCAGCUAUGUAUUCGUCGGCCUGGGCGCGCAAAAUUCACCUCGUAUUAAAAGUCACACGGGACAAACUUCUCCUUUACCACGCCACGCCUUCCGUGCUUCCAUCGUCAGGCAAACAAACAUACACCACUCAUUCUUCUCUUCAGAAGUCUCUCGCGGCGACACCGGACAGACCAUGGAGACUGAUAAUUCCUCCAUAUCUUGUUUUCACUGCUCCGAUCUUCAGUUCUCGCCAGACUCGCCUUCCUCAGUAGUCGCACCUGCCUUCGCAUCGCUCUUUCUCUCUUUCGCAGCCGCAUUCCUCCUCCGACAAGCCACUAUGACGACGAUCAAGUGGGUUGAGGAAACCAAUAAUCCGCUGCCGCAAGUAGUGGUCUAUUCUGCCCCUGAGGCCGUUGGUAUUCCGAUGACAGACCUCGGGAUCGGCAAAGGCGGCAAUAAUGGCACCAGGGAGAACGAAGUACUUCACUCGGUCCAUGUGGGUGACGAUGCCGCCUCGACUAUCGAUGCUGAGAAAGGCUCACGUCUUUGGAACUGGAAGGCAAUGAUCGGUAUAUGCAUAGGCCUUCUUAUUCUCGCCAUCGUGGUUCCUCUCACGGUCACAUUGUCCAUCAAGAAUCACACGUCUGGUCCAGGCAAUGCUGAGAACCUUGCGACUUCAACCGCCACAUCAUCGUCGCCUUCUUCCACGGCUACCUCUCUGACCUCGCUCCCAGCUCCAUCCUCUACCCUGAAGCCGGUUUCCGAGUGUAUUGAGUCCAAAUUCAUCCGAGAAGUCAACUGGAUCGGUAUUGAUGAGGGUGGCGGCGGCUGGGUGUUCAACUUGCACCCGGCCAAAAGCGCUCAGGACUGCUGCACAAUCUGCCACCUUGGAACUCCUGACGGUUGCAAUGGGUGGCUUUACAUACCAGAGAACUUAUCGACGCCUUCGUGUUCCAUUAUUCACGGCUUCGACGGCCCGAGCGACAGUGAGUCCUGCCCGAAGGGUCGUCCAGACAUCGUCUUCACAAAGACAGGAGAUAGGAACAGCUAUGGUGGACCGGGACCCUGCUCAGGCUCAGUGCGGGGAUAAGAGUAUUCGACUAGACAAGCCGAACAAGACUUGGCUACGGUCACUACGUCUACCGACCGAAGGGAUUGUGGUAGUCGAGGUUCAUUAGCGCCAAGGGACGGAUGGUUACAGGGGUUUCUACAUGUGUUGGCGUUUGCAGUUUGCGAGAUACCCUUAUAGUGGCAAUAACAGCGAAUUUUCCGAAG